Molecule: messenger RNA, 3139 nt
Organism: Tripterygium wilfordii
Lineage: Eukaryota; Viridiplantae; Streptophyta; Magnoliopsida; Celastrales; Celastraceae
Product: pentatricopeptide repeat-containing protein At4g02750-like
Exons: 1
Coding region: 21-2027 (668 amino acids)
Biological process (GO): RNA modification
Molecular function (GO): RNA binding; protein binding
Source: RefSeq, a predicted model, not a curated record
GGUCUUUGAACUAAUGGAGUAUGUUCUCCAUUUCUCCUUUUACCCGACUCCUCAGACGCACCCAAACUCGCUAUCAAAAACUCACCAAGACAUUCUCUACGGUAAACAAUACUUCUGUGAUUCUUCCGAAUCUAAAGCCCCUCAACUCCCAGAUCACGUACUGCAUGAGAAAUGGCCUUGUCGAGGAAGCCCAAGAGUUGUUCGACAAAAUUCCUCAAAGAAACACUGUCACAUGGAAUGCUAUGAUUCGAGGCUUCUUCCAAAAUGGGAAAUCCAAAAAUGCGCUCUCUCUCUAUAAUCAGAUGCCCGAGCGUGAUGUCUUUACUUUCAAUACGGUGAUUUCAGGGUUGAUGCGAUGUGGUGAUGUGGGUGGUGCUAGGGAAGUUUUUGAUAGGGUACCAGUUAGAGACGUUGUGACUUGGAACUCUAUGGUUGCCGGGUAUUUCGACAAUGGUUUGAUUGCUGAGGCGCUGAGGAUGUUUGAUGUUAUGCCAAUGAAAGAUGUGAUAUCAUGGAACUUGGUCAUCGGUGGGCUUGCAAAAAGGCUACAACUUGAUUUGGCUGAGGAGUAUUUUAGGCUAAUGGAUGUUCGCGAUGUUGUUUCUUGGACAAUUAUUUUGUCAGGCCUAGCGAGUGCAGGACGUAUUGACGAAGCUUGUCAGUUAUUUGAGCACAUGCCCAUAAAAGAUAUUCGAGCUUGGAAUACCUUGAUGGGUGGGUGUAUAGAAAACGGGUGCAUUGACAUCGCAGAAGAUUUGUUUCGAAGAAUUCCAGAGCCAGAUUUGGAUUCCUGGAAACAAUUUAUUAGUGGGUUAGUAAGUUGUGGAAGAAUAAAUGAUGCUCUAAGUUUCUUCAUGGAAAUGCCCAUCAAAUGUCAGAAAAUAUAUAACUUGGUCUUGUUGGGAAUCAUAAGAAAUGGCCUUGUGAAGGAUGCUCAUGCCUUUCUUGAGAAAAGCGCAUGUAGUGAUGUUAUAUCGCAAACAAACAUCAUAGUUGGAUAUUUCGAAAUAGGAGAUGUUGAAACUGCUGUUAAGCUUUUUGAAUCAAUGCCAACACGAGAUGUAACUGUGUGGAAUGUUGUGAUUUUUGGAUUAGGAAGUAAUGAUGGUGGUGAGGAAGGUCUAAAAUAUUUUAUUAGAAUGAAAGAAUCAGGUCCUGCCCCAGACAAAGCUACAAUUACUAGUGUUCUGGCAAUCUGUUCCGAUUUGCCAACCCUAACUCUUGGAAAACAAACUCAUUCACAGGCUAUUAGAUUGGGUUUGGAUAAGUUCACGCCAGUUUCUAAUGCAGUGGUUAGCAUGUAUGCAAGAUGUGGGACCAUGGAUUUAGCUUUGCUGGAGUUUGUUUCCAUGACAGCCCAUGAUGUAAUCUCUUGGAAUUCUAUAAUAUGCGGAUUUGCUCACCAUGGAGAUGGUGAAAAGGCUCUAGAGAUGUUUGAACAGAUGAAAACAACAGACGUGAAGCCAAAUCAUAUAACAUUUAUUGGUGUUCUAUCCGCUUGUAGUCAUGCAGGACUGAUAGAUGAAGGGAGAUAUUACUUUGAUUAUAUGAGAAACAAAUGCUUUCUUCAGCCAAAGAGUGAGCACUAUACUUGUCUUGUUGAUUUGAUGGGUAGAUUUGGACUCAUAAAUGAGGCGAUGAUUUUCUUAAAACAAAUGAUAACAGAUGGAAUUGAAGUUCCCGCAAGCAUUUGGGGAGCUUUGCUUGGAGCCUGUAGAAUCCAUAAGAACUUUGAGGUGGGAGAGAUUGCUGGCAAGAGGGUUUUAGAAACAGAGCCUUAUAAUUCCGGUGUGUACAUAAUUUUGGCUGAAAUGCAUCUGAGCAGGGGAAGAAAGGAAGAUGCUGAGAGGAUUUUGGCUCUAAUGAAAGAAAAAGGAGUCAAGAAGCAACCAGGGUGUAGUUGGGUUCAGGUAAACAGCAAUGAGCACGUAUUCCUUUCAGGAGAUAGUCUACACCCUGAAUAUGGUAGAAUUCGUGGCAUGUUGGACUUCAUGUACAUGGAUAUGGAGGACAAAAUCCGAAAAUGAAACCCUCCUGAUUCUGAGCAAUUACAACUUAUUUAAAUUGUGCGUAGUCUUGGAACAGCUUCCGUUAUGGAAUGGAAUGAUUGUGGGAUUGUCAAUUUAAGGAUCUAUGAUGUCCGAAAUAGGACCAACAGGAGUGAAGAAUAAGGAACACCAAUCCCCAACAUCUUGCAAAUCCAUGAAAACCAGGUGCCAUUGUUCACAUCGUUGAGAUCGACCCCCCUUGUUAUAUUGGCUUUGAUUCAAGCAAUGGGGUUUCCAUCGUAUGCAGUUAUUACACCAUCAGGAGAGCGUGCCCACCCAAAGCUGAGUACCAUGGAUGAAGUACUGUGGAAGGGCAUCCAUGAGAUGUUUUACCUCUUUGAAUCAGAUGCUGAGAAGUUUGUCCUCGAAACCACUAAUCUAUACGAUAUGGUAUUCAUCGAUGCUUAUGAUGGUGAUGAUGUCUUCCCUUCCCUCACAAUUUAUGGGAUCCAAAUUCCACGUUCCUCAAAGCUCUCAGUGACCGUCUCUACAUCCUGGACAUGGAACUGUAGUGGUGAACCUUCAUUCGGAUUAUGUUGGCAAAGUGUGAAGAUCAUACAAAGAUGUUCUGUUGGGAAAUGGAAGCAAAGAAGGUUUUGGUGCGACAUUCACUGUUGUGGUUCCAUCGGUUUUAUAAUACAUCUCUUGUUGUAUGCAGGGGAUUCAGGAGGGGUAGUGGGUAUGGUAGUAAGGAUUUUGUUGCUAAUGCAGUGAUGUCAAAAUCCGUGGAAGUUGAACAUAUGUUAAACUUACCAUUCUCACGUUUGCAGUUUAUAAGAAGAAGUUUUGUCCUUGUUGAUUGAGGCCGACUGUUUCUCCUACACUUGCUUUGCCUGAGAAACGACAUUAGCUUAUAAAUGGGUCUUAUUGGAAGUCAUUGCUUGACCCUGCAGUUUCAAUUUCAAUCAGGGGCGUCGACUCUGUUAAUCACUGUGGAGUCCAAGUCUGUUUUUUUAAGACUGGACGACCCUGAUUGAAACUGCAGAGUAUCCGAGUGCAGGAGUUGUCCCUUGUUCAUGUACCUUAGCAAUUUAAUUUUGUUAUUAAUUCUAACAUUUAUUUUCGUUAAAUAAAUUUCGUGGUUUGAUCAA